CGGUAUCCAACGCUCUGCAGUUCCAUACUUCUCACAUCACACAUCAUAUCGGAUCAAAACCGAACUCUUGGGAUGAACUGUCACAUAUGCUCUCGUGCUCCAACAUCACGACUUAGAUACCUUUGUCCUUCUUGUGCCCGCAAUCAGCUCUAUCAGCUUCGAAUCGAAAAUGCCAGGAUUCUUCUAGAAAAUGAGUCCUUGGGACAACAGAUUAACAACGCAGUGUCCUCUACAAAUACUCACGAAGCAUCAUUGGAACGGCCUGAAUCCGGACUUCUGAGUCUCAGAGAUGAGGACCACGUAGCCUGGUCUAUCCAAAUCAUCGCCAAUGAGAAAGCCAAAUCCUCUUUGAGGAGAAAGCUACUUGAAAGUCGGACAGAAAACUUACGGCUGGAGAUCAAAAAAAAAAAGCGCAACAUUUCCGAACAUAAGCUUACGCUAGCGCAACGUCGCUCGGAUGCAGGAUCCGCAAAAUAUCAACUUGCGGAACGUGAAGCCGCCAUCUUAUCUGGCAUUCAUAACAAUGCCAAAAGAACGGACCACCUGUGGCACUCAUUACACAGUAAAACUGCUGAGGCUCGGAUAUUUCUAUGCCGCGAAGCCGCCUACCUUUAUAAUCUACGGCAGAAAGUCAAAAAGAAAGAUGGUGAAGUUAAAGAGGCAUAUACAGUCGGUGGCAUACCUAUCAUAGAUCUUAGGGACAUGAAUGGAAAGUUGCGAUGUUUCAUUUGUCAAAUGCUAAGCAAAUAUUAAUGGAAAUACAGGUGCUACACCGCUUCAAAUCUCAACGUCAUUCUCCUACAUUGCUCAACUCCUAGUACUUGUUUCGCAUUACUUAUCCC
Aspergillus pseudonomiae is the source of this 842-nucleotide messenger RNA. RefSeq names its product Atg14 domain-containing protein. The record is from RefSeq and is a predicted model, not a curated record. Bases 73 to 753 code for a protein of 226 amino acids. The transcript has a single exon. NCBI's taxonomy places the organism in Eukaryota, Fungi, Ascomycota, Eurotiomycetes, Eurotiales, Aspergillaceae.